Messenger RNA from Haemonchus placei, 396 nucleotides. NCBI's taxonomy places the organism in Eukaryota, Metazoa, Nematoda, Chromadorea, Rhabditida, Trichostrongylidae. The record is from the annotation of a GenBank genome assembly.
UUCAGCAUCACAGAUUUCGUCAUAGCUACCGCAUUCUGGUUGUCCGUGGCGCAAUGCACAUUCAAACGCAUUGCAACCGCAUUUAAUUUCUCGUUUGGUUUCUCGCUAAUAACCGCGUUCAGAAUGGCCCAGCGAAUCCGAACAAACUCGGGACGAUAUGACAACGUCGUCAUGACAGAAUCAUCGAUACCCGACAGAAGUCCAUGCAACCAUUUCACGCACAUUGCCUUUGUUUGCUCCCACUGUAUAUGCGAAUUCAAAAGUCGUUCAAUGGCUAACAACUGUUCCUUGGCAAACAUACAACUGGGUGAGUUACUCUGCACUAGCCAUUCAGAGUUCGAUAAAAAAUAAUCGUGAGAUGCAACAUGCAUGUGCAUAACACUAAGCAGACAGUAA